Molecule: messenger RNA, 5324 nt
Organism: Seriola dumerili (greater amberjack)
Lineage: Eukaryota; Metazoa; Chordata; Actinopteri; Carangiformes; Carangidae
Gene: znf106a
Product: zinc finger protein 106
Exons: 21
Coding region: 1-5298 (1765 amino acids)
Cellular component (GO): membrane; cytosol
Molecular function (GO): RNA binding; SH3 domain binding
Source: RefSeq, a predicted model, not a curated record
AUGGCGAGAGACAGAAAGUGCAUCCUCUGUGAAACAGUCCACGUCUCCAAGCAGGAGAUGGAUGAGCACAUGAGGUCUAUGCUGCACCACCGUGAGCUGGAGAAGCUCAAAGGCCGGGACUGCGGACACGAGUGCAGAGUGUGCAAGGUGACGGUGGUGAGCCUGACUGAUUAUGCCAGCCACAUUUCCAGUCCCACGCACAAGCAGAAUGUGGAGGCUGCGGAACAAAAGCACGCUGGGAACGACCACGAGGAGGACUACUUCGACCAAGCGCUGGCGGACCUGAUUGAAAAGAGGAAAGAACAGAUCAGAAAAGAGAAGGAGGCGGCUGCUGCAAAGCUGGCAAAAGAAGAGGAGGACCGGAAGAGAAAGGAGGAGUUUCAGCAGAGGUUAAAAGAAGCCAAGCAGCGAUACCGACUGGAGUGCGCCUGGCAGCAGCCGUCACAGGGGUUCGGUGGAUCUGGUCAGCACAGUUCUUGGUACAGGAGCAACAGAUAUAAUGCCAAACCGGGGGACCCCCGACCCUGGCACAAUAAUAGACAGGGAAAGAGCGCCACCUGGCACGCUCAGGAGCCCCCCAACUUUCAGAAAUGGUCGUCUGAAGAGAUUGUUGGUGGGAGCUUGAAUAACCAGGAAGGCUGGAACAGGAGGCAGUGGGAUCAGGGCGGGUUUUCUGGCAAUCAACAAAGUCGACUGCCUUGGCUCAGCAGCGGCGGCAGUAGUAAUGGGAUCUACGGCCACAACAAUAUUUCCCAGUACCCACAAAGGGGCCGGCCCUUGAGCCUCUUGGGGCCUGUUCCGACGUGUCCACCUCCCCCCAGUUUCUUUUCCCGGACUUUGAACCAGUUUCAAAAGACAGCCAAUGACCAGGGAGCUCAGCAGGGUGGUGGGCUUCAAAAUGGAGAGGGACAACUUCCAGAGUCUGACCACAACAGUAAUAAAAACUCUAAGAACUUUGGUAGCAAUCCAAAGCUGGACAAGACCUUUCGCUGGUCGCCCUAUCCAGUCACAAAGGGCUUUGAAUCCGUGUCCCAUAAAGACUCCAACCCGAACUCAUCAGAGAAGCACCCCAAAGUCCCCAAGCCCCAGAAGCAAGACAAAGCACCAGACACCAGUGCCUUUAACAGGCUGUCCCGACCUGAGCAGAAACAAGGGCAGUCGACUCCUAGUGUGGAAGAGAAAAAGACACAUAAAACAAGUCCCAAAACCAAGCCCAGAGAUAGGAGCAGCAGCGGCAGUAGAAGCAGCAGUGCUCAGAGAGAAGGCCCCCAGAACUGCACAUCUGGUCCUUCCAACCAGAAGGACAAUAAGCCUCUGCUGCAGAAGGAUAAGAAGAUGUCCUCAGUUCCUGGUCUCAGCAGUGGAGCGCAGCUCAGUAAGGCCUCCGGUCAAGCGCAGGCACAAUCAAAGCCAACUGCAAAUGCAAAGCAGAGUGGACUCAGCUCUAAGGCUCCAUCUGCUGGGCCCCUGAAAUCAAAUCAAGAACGGCAGCUGUCAGAAACCUUCUGGAAAGUAAGACGGAUUAUGUUAGAAAAGAGAGGCUCUUUGGACAGCUCCAGUGACAACAAGACAGAGAUGGCGCGGCACAUUGCGGAGGAGCAGCAGAGGGAUCACGCUCAGAGUCAGAUCGGAGUCAACAAAGAAAACAGCUGCAGGCAGAAUGCUGCUAAACCAAAUCUUCCUGACUUAGUCAGGCCAGAAAAGCCUGCAUUGCAGUCUUCAGACAGCAGCCAGUUUCUGCAGUCGUUACAAGUGAGCACGUCUACCAUGGAGAGCUCAGAGCCCGCGGCCUCCGGCAGGGAAGAUGAGGAGAAGAUGAAGAAAGCGGAGAAGCCAACCUGCUCAGUUGCCCCGGGUGAAGCCAUGCAGGCUGUCGAGGCAGGGCAGAGCUCAGAGAGUGACACCUCCAGAAGCGGUGAGGCGCCGACGGUCUCAGGGUCAAACACAACAAGUCUGUCCAAACUUGACCUGCCUCCCGUCUUAAAGCGUGACCUGACCAAACACAUCAGCUCGAAGAGCAAAACAGGAAACCACGAGCCCAACCUGAACAUCGCCAGACGGGUGCGAAACCUGAGCGAGUCACGGAGAAGCGACACAGAAAAGGACUCGGGCCUCAAACCGACGGUGCGGCAGCUCAUCAGCUCCUCCGGGUCUCGGCGCAACGUGAACUGGGAGCAGGUGUAUCAGGAGGUCAGGAAGAAGCAGGACAAGGGGAAAGGCAUGCCGAGGUUUGGGAUCGAGAUGGUGCCAAACGAGCAGGAGGACCACAGCCAGGAGGAGGACGACAUUCCCCUGCUGGAGGGUUUGCACUGGGAGUCGUUGAUAGACAUCUCUUCUCCGGGUGCCUCCCGAAAACGCUCCUUAUCAGAGAGCAGCCUCGCCCCGGCCUCCGCUCCCUCCCUCUUUACAUCCCUCCUGUCAAAGGAGAUGGCGGAAAGAGAAAGCCUCAGCUCAGAGCAGCAGGUAUCCUCUGUGUCUCCCGCGCUCGCUCAGGGGAACAAAGACAGUCACUGUCAACAGCAGGUGGAGCAGAUGCUCGGCCAGUUUGAGGCCAAAGCACAGAAGCAGCCCGACAAGCUAACGUCAGCGUCAGUGAAGGCCCUCCAGCGAUCGGACUCUGUGCUCGGGGACAGCAGUUCAGGGACGGAGCAGUUUGACGGUCAGGGGACGGGGAAGAGGCGAAGAGCAGCUGGGGACGCUCCGAGUGCAGAAACGUCUUGUGUGGAACACAAUAGCAAAAGACGGAGGGUCAAAUCCAAAAAAGAGCGUUUACAGAUCGACCAGCUGCUGGCUGUGUCUCUGCGGGAGGAAGAGCUGAGCCGCUCCCUGCAGACUGUGGACACCAGCCUGAUCCAGGCCCGGGCUGCACUGGAGGCCGCCUACAUGGAGGUGCAGCGUCUCAUGGUGGUUAAACAGCAGGUGACGGUAGAGAUGAGCUCACUGAGAAACAAGCGCAUUGAGUUACUCAAAGGGAUGCAAGGCAGCAUGGAGGAAGCACCGCAGCUCAAACUGAAAGAGGAGAGGAUGGAUUUCAUAGACACAGACCCACACCUGUCCUCCUCUGUUACGCUUUCCUCCAUUACGGACUCUGCUGACGUUGGCGGUUCCCCCAGUCCCGGUCCUCCUGCUCAGCGCGCCUCCCCUCCAUCCUCCAGCCUCCCCUUCCUGCCUGUCGUUAUCAAGCAGGAGCCCCAGUCUCCUGUCCACGUCAGCUCCGAGCUGGACCCUCUGGACAGUAUCACCCACUGCGCUCACAGCACCACACCGGAGCUGCCUGUCGCUCCCGCUGCAGCCUCCCCGACAGAUUCUGCCCUGAACUUCCAGCCAUCUCCUGAAAGAAAGCCUGAGCUCUACCAGAUGCACACAGAACAUAUUUGGGAGAACUUUGUAGAGCCUGCAGACAAAGACGGCCUGUCGGGAUUGGCUAAGACAACGGCCAUACAGACAACAAUAAGCUGUCUCACCCCUCUGCUUGACUCUAAAUCCUCCAUAAAGCCUCUGUCACCCAGCAGGAGGGGCUCUGAGGUGGGGAGCGUUGUCGACUGUGCUGCCACAAAGACCUUUGAGCCUCCCUCUGCGCCUUCGGUCCUCAAUCUGCCCGGCUCGCCGUCUGAACUGAGCGGCGGGAAGCGCGUGAGGAAACUGAAGAAGAGGAAGGUGUUGAAGAAGGCUCAAGGGACGGAGCAGCCCGAGAGCAGCGACACCGAGAUAGACGGAGAGCCCUCGAGGCCCAGGUGGCUCCGACCUCGCCGGAGACCCAGUGGAGGCUCCCAGGUCAGCACCUCCACUCUGCCCACAGAAGACAGAGAGGGCGACCUGAACAUGGAGAGCAGCGAGGACGUGCGUAAGAUGCCGUGUCCGACCCUCAGACCGGAGAGAGGAGACCGCAGCUCCUCCAAACACAUGGUGGAGCUCCCCCAGGUGGCGCCCGCCGAGCUGACGCCGAACUUAGACUCGGAGGAAAGCAUGGAGGUCACGGCAGCCUGUCAGCAGCCUCACAUGGACGCCCUGGUUCCAGCUCCCGCUCCAGUCCAGAUCCCGGACUCCUCCGGUCCUGAGCCACAGAGCCUGGCCUGCAACGAGGUCACCUCCACCAGCGACAUGGAAAUAUGUAAAUCCUCUGAGAGUGACAUGCCAUUUCCAGUCACGUUGCCCAAGAUAACGAAGACCUCAUCAGAUGCGUCCUCUGACCACGGCGAGGACGACAUUCCCACCGAGGGCGCGUUCGAGGGCCACCAGGAGGCGGUGAACGCCGUGCAGAUCCACAACGGGCUGCUGUACACGUGCUCAGGAGACCGGACUGUGAAAGCCUUCGACCUGGUGAGUCAUAAAUGUGUCGGUGUGUUCGAGGGUCACAGCUCCAAAGUGAGCUGCCUGUUGGUGUCUGCGACUCCCUGCCUGCAUCAUCGCCUUUAUACCGGCUCCAGUGAUCAGACCAUCCGCUGCUACAGUCUCAGGACUCAAGAGUUCGAGCAGCAGUUUUCUCUGUCAGACCGAGUCCUCUGCCUUCACAGCCGCUGGAGGACUCUGUACGCAGGCCUGGCGAACGGCACGGUCGUGACCUUUAACCUCAAGACAAACAAGCAGAUGGACGUGUUCGAGUGUCACGGGCCGCGCGCCGUGAGCUGUCUGGCCUCGUCGCAGGAGGGAGCCCGCAGGAUCCUGCUGGUCGGCUCCUACGACAACACCAUCAGUGUGAGGGACGCCAAGAACGGACUCCUGCUGCGCACGCUGGAGGGACACACCAAGACUGUCCUCUGCAUGAAGGUGGUCAACGAUCUGGUCUUCAGUGGCUCGAGUGAUCAGUGUGUCUACGCUCACAACAUCCACACAGGAGAGCUGGUGCGGGUCUAUAAAGGUCACAGUCAUGCUGUUACUGUGGUGUCCAUCCUGGGGAAGGUGAUGGUGACCGCCUGCCUGGACAAACUGGUCCGGGUCUACGACUUGCAGUCUCACGACCAGCUGCAGGUCUAUGGUGGACACAAGGACAUGGUGAUGUGUAUGGCUAUCCACAAGAACAUGAUCUACACAGGCUGUUACGAUGGCAGCGUGCAGGCCGUCAAACUGAACCUGAUGCAGAACUACCGCUGCUGGUGGCACGGCUGUUCGCUGGUCUUCGGGGUGACGGGGCAUCUGCAGCAGCACCUGAUCAACGACCACGCCAGCGUCAGCUCGCAGACGCUCAAGUGCCGCUGGAAAAACUGUGAAGAGUUUAUCUGCACACGCAACAGCCCCAAGCAGGGGAUGCUGGUGCACAUGCGGAAACACGCCGAGGAGGAGAUUGAACUGGAGCCUUAAGGGCCGGUGAUGGGAACACUGUUUCC